This is a messenger RNA of Triplophysa dalaica, 1375 nucleotides long. RefSeq lists its product as uncharacterized. NCBI's taxonomy places the organism in Eukaryota, Metazoa, Chordata, Actinopteri, Cypriniformes, Nemacheilidae. The record is from RefSeq and is a predicted model, not a curated record. Bases 110 to 877 code for a protein of 255 amino acids. The transcript is spliced from 4 exons.
AACACUUGUCUGCUUCAACAUAUGCUCACACGUUUAAUAGCUCUCUCUUAUCAACAAGGUGAUCACAUUCCUACAGUCGUUACCGGAGUUUAUCUUUUAGAUUUCUGAAAUGAAGAAAAUGUUUCACACAUUUUUGUUCUGUGUGUUUACAUGGCAUCUGAUCGGUGAGUUAGAUGUGUUUGGUGAUGAAGUGAAGUCAGUGUCAGUGAUGGAGGGAGAAAAUAUCACUCUACACACUGAUCUUACUGACAUACAAAGUGUUCAUUUAAUACUUUGGAGGUUUGGACCUCAUGAGACUCUUAUAGCUAGAAUCCACAGAGAAGCCAAUGAGAUUUCAAUAUAUGAUGAUGUUCAUGAUGGGAUGUUCAGAGACAGACUUCGGGUGGAUGAUCAGACUGGAUCUCUCACCAUCACAAACAUGAGAUCUGAACACUCUGGACUUUAUAAACUUACCAUUAGCUGCAGAUACCACCAUCUCUGCUACCCUGGGAAGUUUUACAAAUACAAUGUAACUGUCUAUGCUCAUCUGCCCGUUCCCGUCAUUACCAGAAACUCUUCUCAAUGUUCUUCAUCAUCAUGUUGUUCUGUGUUGUGUUCAGUGAUGAAUGUGACACAUGUGAGUCUCUUCUGGUACAAAGGAAAGAGUUUAUUGUCCAGCAUCAGUGUGUCUGAUCUCAACAUCAGACUCUCUCUACCUCUGGAGGUGAAAUAUCAGGAUACAAACACAUACAGAUGUGUCAUCAACAACACCAACACAAACAACACACAACAUCUCAACAUCACUCAACUCUGUCAGACAUGUUCAGUACGUGGUCUACACACAGGUUAUAUAGCACUGGUCUGUCUAAUAGUCUUGGUCAUCACAACUGCUGUUUAGGAUUUACAGUCAGUACAAGACAGGAAAACAAACAAAACAGUAAGUGUUCUUUAUUUUUGCUAAUAAUGCAGUAUUAAAAGACCUUUGCUACGCCUGAGUAGAGUUUUUUUAUCAAAUCUGCUUUAAUGGAUGAAUAUUUUUCAUCAGGCAAACCUGGAGAAGAGAUUAGGUUAAAGGUAAGAUACUUUAUGUGUGAAACGUGACUUUAUUUCAUCAAACCUCAUUAUAAUGAAAGAGAUGUUAAAAGAAAGAGACAGAUGUAUCGUCUUUACUGCGUUUUUAUGAUGUUUUCUUAUGACAUUAUCUGAACUUUAGUUAUUGAUGUCCACAGGUUUGAAGGGACAAACACGCACAAUCUCUUUUGAAGACACCUGAUCAACUGACGUUGACUUCCUCUGUAGCUUUAAUUUUGUCAAUGUAUGCAUUUUUCCACAUCUUUUAUUUGAAACAUUUAUAAUUUAUACUGCUUCUGGAACAAAUAAACUAUCUUAUGCUUCA